AUGUCUUCAUCCUCUGGCUUCCAGCCCAUGCCAGGAUGGUACUGGCCAGAUGACGUACCCAAGCAUGAGCCUGCGCAGUCUGGUACCGCCUCUGCAGAUACAUCAUCGCGGCAACAGCACACUGGUGAGUCUGCAAGCGGCCCAAAUUCGUCAUCGCAACCGCGUAGUUCCAGACGCACCCACUGGCCCCCCAGACAGUGCAGAAUAUGCCUCGAGACGGUCCAGCCGACCUUCAACGUCCCUUCGCCAAGCCUACCCGGCUUCUUACAGUCUUCCAAUGUGGUUUACGAAGAUGAGACUGGUCGCCUGAUCCGCCCGUGCAUGUGCAAGGGCUCAUCCAAGUAUGUUCAUGACGCGUGCUUGCAAGCCUGGAGGCAUGCAGACCCCAGCUACGGUCGCAGAAACUAUUGGCAAUGUCCAACCUGUGGCUUCAGGUACCGCCUGGCCCGUUUGGGUGUCGGCCGGAUUAUUGGCAGUGUUUCUGCUCAGGUUGGUUUGACCGUCCUCAUACUGUUUUCCAUCAUCUUCGUCUUAGGAUUUGUUGCCGACCCUAUCAUCAACUUAUAUCUUGACCCCUGGAGUGUGCUGCUUCCCUGGUCUGGGCAUUCAGCCUCUGAUUACUCUUACUACUACGAAGACGAAUCAUCUACUUGGUAUGAGCACUUUGCAAAAGGAUUUGCAAGCAUGGGCGUUCUUGGCUUCUUGAAAGUCCUGCUUGCUAGUCCACUCAGUUAUUUUAGGAUUGGAGGAGGCGCCCGAGGUCGUACGACGGGUCGCGAUCGCUAUGAACAAAUCAGCUGGAUCAUCAUUCUAGUUGGUGUUGCUACCUUCUUAACGGCAAUUUACAAGGGAGUUCGAUCUUGGAGUCGCCGAACGCUCGAAAGAGCUGGCGAACGCGUCAUGGAUGUCCAAGGCGAUGAGGAAGAUGAGGACGAAUAG
This is a messenger RNA of Bipolaris zeicola 26-R-13, 939 nucleotides long. RefSeq lists its product as uncharacterized. Bases 1 to 939 code for a protein of 312 amino acids. The transcript is spliced from 3 exons. Gene Ontology annotation, molecular function: zinc ion binding. NCBI's taxonomy places the organism in Eukaryota, Fungi, Ascomycota, Dothideomycetes, Pleosporales, Pleosporaceae. The record is from RefSeq and is a predicted model, not a curated record.